GGCACGGAAAGGCAGAUAGAAGUGCUUCCUGAAAGUCUAAUCAAAACAUGCGUUAUAGCUCCUUAACUUUGAUCCUGAGCCAGCAAAGUUUUUGAAAUUAACCAGAAAAUACUUAUAGUAACUUAAAUAACAAGAAUGGAUCAGCCGGUGCCCAGAAAUAAACUGAAGAAGCUAAGUGAAGACAGUCUAACCAAGCAGCCAGAGGAAGUAUUUGAUGUUCUUGAAAAGCUUGGAGAAGGUUCGUAUGGCAGUGUUUUUAAAGCCAUUCACAAGGAAUCAGGCCAAGUGGUGGCCAUCAAACAGGUACCUGUAGAAUCAGAUCUGCAGGAGAUCAUCAAAGAGAUCUCCAUUAUGCAGCAGUGUGACAGUCCGUAUGUGGUGAAGUACUAUGGCAGCUAUUUCAAGAACACAGACCUGUGGAUUGUGAUGGAAUACUGUGGUGCUGGAUCAGUCUCUGAUAUUAUCAGACUGCGCAACAAAACUCUCACUGAGGAAGAGAUCGCCACAGUUCUCAAAUCCACUUUGAAAGGUCUUGAGUAUCUCCAUUUCAUGAGGAAAAUCCACAGGGACAUCAAAGCUGGGAAUAUUCUCCUCAACACAGAGGGCCAUGCUAAACUAGCUGAUUUUGGAGUGGCAGGACAACUUACGGACACAAUGGCCAAAAGAAAUACGGUUAUUGGAACACCCUUCUGGAUGGCCCCCGAGGUGAUCCAGGAGAUUGGGUACAACUGUGUGGCAGAUAUCUGGUCUCUUGGUAUCACAUCCAUAGAAAUGGCUGAGGGAAAGCCUCCUUAUGCAGACAUUCAUCCUAUGAGGGCUAUUUUUAUGAUUCCAACAAAUCCUCCACCCACAUUCCGGAAACCAGAGCUGUGGAGUGAUGAAUUCACAGAUUUUGUGAAGAAAUGUCUUGUGAAGAACCCCGAGCAGAGAGCCACAGCCACUCAACUUCUGCAGCAUCCUUUUAUAACCAGUGCUAAGCCAGUAACCAUUCUACGAGACCUGAUUACAGAGGCUAUGGAGAUGAAGGUAAAGAAACAACAGGAGCAACAGAGAGAGCUGGAGGAGGAUGACGAGAACUCGGAGGAGGAAGUGGAAGUGGAUUCCCACACCAUGGUGAAGUCUGGCUCGGAGAGCGCUGGCACUAUGCGAGCCACAGGAACCAUGAGUGAAGGGGCUCAGACCAUGAUCGAGUACGGCGGCACCAUGCUGGAGUCCGACCUGGGCACCAUGGUCAUUAACAGCGAUGAUGAAGAAGAUGAGGUUGAUCUUGGCUCAAUGAGGAGAAAUCCUACAGCUCAGCAAGCUCCACGUCCAUCCUUCAUGGACUACUUCGACAAACAGGACUCAAACAAAGCACAAGAGAGUUACAACCACAACCAGCAGGACCCUUAUUUAAUUUCCAAGACCGCUUUUCCAGACAAUUGGAAAGUGCCUCAAGAUGGAGACUUUGAUUUUUUGAAAAACCUUGAUUUUGAGGAGCUGCAGAUGCGUCUCACUGCUCUGGAUCCCAUGAUGGAGCGUGAGAUUGAAGAACUACGGCAACGCUAUACAGCUAAGAGGCAACCCAUUCUCGAUGCCAUGGAUGCAAAGAAACGCCGGCAGCAGAACUUCUAACUGUCAGAUCACUGGCUGGCCAGAUCUUCUGUUCCCUCCUGUUUUCAAUAUUUGUACUGAUGCUUAUUCUACACACCUGCUGUUUGUACAUUUGAAGAAGGUCCCAGUGAUGAUUCUGAAUCACUGAUUUUGAUGUCACAAUUAAGAUAUUAGGAGUUCAUUCUAAAACAAGCUGAACAAUUUUUAAUCUGUCUCAUUCUUUCUCCAUUAUUAUGAAGUAUUUUUCAUUUUUCUUCCAUGUCUAAAAAAUAAAAAUAAAUUGCCAUUUCUACAUCCAUUUCUACAUACUUGUUCAGUGCUGUUAUGAAACCAAGGCAAAUUGGUCUGGAUGAGUAGUGAAAAUAAUAGUGAAAUAGUGAAAAUAACUGAACAUUUGAGUUAUUUUGGCAUAAUGCAUAAAAACUGCUGGCUGGACUGCUACAAAGUCAUUUUUAGGUGUGAAUGGAUUACUAAACCAAAGACAAUCAUGUAGAGAAUGCCUUUGAGAGCUUGUUAACCCUAUUUUUAAAGUUUGCUUUCCUACUAACUAUAGGUUAGGAUUCUGCUAAUGUGGGACCAUGUUACAGUAGAGAUUAACAUUGAAGAGAUCUGCUCAGUCUUGAGUCUUAAGGUUACCUUUAUUGGUAAUAAUUUAGAGAAAGAGAAAAGACAAAUAAUGCAGCUGUUUGUUCUGCUCAUUCAAAAUUCCCCACAAAGUAAGGCUUCCACUAUCCACAGCUUUGUAAAUAUGCAUGGCUUAUUUAAGCUGAAUGCCACUUUCUUUUUUUUUUUUUUUUUUUUUAAGUUUCUGUCUGAUGUCUUUUUUCCCCCCUUAUGCUGUUUUCAACGCAACUGGCUCCUUUGAUAACGUGUGGAAAAUAUUUGUGUGAGGAAGUGAGAAUUGCUUUUCCUGUGCCCCAUACAUAAGUUCUUGCUAUUUAUCUCAGGGUUUGUCUCUCUUGGUCUUUUUCAGAGUAAUUUUAUUGCAGUCCAAUGUUUUUUUUUAUUAUGGCAAUGGUACCAUUUAUUGUUUUGUAAUCUCUCCAUACCAAAAGCAAUACAGCAACUCAAGGACACAGUAAUGUAACUAUACCAGUUCUGUGAAUUCCCUCAAUAAGUAUUUUAAUGGAAGGAUGAGUUUUAAAUUGACCUUAAGCAACCCUAAAGCCUCUCAAAAUUGUUCAUGCUCUGAUUGUUGACUAAUAAGGUCUAUUAAUCUGUGUUGGUUUGAAGUAUAUAGCCUGUUAAUGGUUGCAUUAUUUUAGUUUAAGAGGUGGUUAGGGAUGUUUCCAAUGCCUUAUGUUUCCUGUGGUUGAGUUAUAACAGUUUAUUCCAUAUUCUGACAUUCACAUUUAGGCACAUUCUUACUGAUCACUCUAAUUUAUUGUGUAUUCAUGUUUCAUGCUAUUUGUUUUUUUUUUGUUUUUUGCACUCUGCGCAGUGUUUUUAAAUAAAGGUCUGUUACU
Molecule: messenger RNA, 3059 nt
Organism: Xyrauchen texanus (razorback sucker)
Lineage: Eukaryota; Metazoa; Chordata; Actinopteri; Cypriniformes; Catostomidae
Product: serine/threonine-protein kinase 3
Exons: 11
Coding region: 136-1614 (492 amino acids)
Biological process (GO): protein tetramerization; regulation of MAPK cascade; protein phosphorylation
Cellular component (GO): cytoplasm
Molecular function (GO): ATP binding; protein serine/threonine kinase activity
Source: RefSeq, a predicted model, not a curated record